Molecule: messenger RNA, 1186 nt
Organism: Salvia splendens (bonfire salvia)
Lineage: Eukaryota; Viridiplantae; Streptophyta; Magnoliopsida; Lamiales; Lamiaceae
Product: histone H3.2
Exons: 2
Coding region: 84-494 (136 amino acids)
Cellular component (GO): nucleosome
Molecular function (GO): DNA binding; structural constituent of chromatin; protein heterodimerization activity
Source: RefSeq, a predicted model, not a curated record
UUCAUCUCAGAUUUCAGAUCUAAAUUCAGAAACACAUCUCAUUAUACACUUGCAUCACUAUUGUGAAUUCAAUUUGUCUAUCAAUGGCGAGAACGAAGCAAACCGCCAGAAAAUCGACCGGAGGGAAAGCACCACGGAAGCAAUUGGCGACUAAGGCGGCGAGGAAAUCCGCUCCUGCCACCGGAGGUGUGAAAAAGCCACACCGUUUCCGGCCUGGAACCGUCGCUCUGAGGGAGAUCAGGAAGUAUCAGAAAAGCACGGAGCUGCUGAUUAGGAAGCUGCCGUUCCAGAGGCUGGUGAGAGAGAUCGCCCAGGAUUUCAAGACGGAUCUCCGGUUCCAGAGCUCCGCCGUAGCGGCGCUGCAGGAGGCGGCGGAGGCCUAUUUGGUCGGUCUGUUUGAGGACACCAAUUUGUGCGCCAUUCAUGCCAAGAGGGUCACAAUUAUGCCCAAAGAUAUCCAAUUGGCUAGGCGAAUUAGAGGGGAGAGAGCUUAGGUAUGUAGUUGCACGGCAAAAUUCCAAGAAAGGACGUCAUGGGAGCUCUUAUCCGCUAUUUGUACCCGCAAAAAAAAAAUUUUCCAAUGAAGUGAAAGACGCGAGCGCGUCUCGCGUGUAUAAAUAUGAAACAUGCGUCUCUCUCGCGUGUAUAAACAAACACGCAUCACCGUGUCGCGUCGUUGUUUAUACACGCAUGAGGCUCAUGCGUGUUUGCCUCACACCUGAAUUUCGUCGGAGAAAAAUGGCUUUUACGGCCUUCAUUGUAAGCUCCGCUCUCUGCAAUUCAUGCUUGUUUAUGAUUAAUGUGCUCGAUUGUUUUGUUUAUGCUCGUCUUUGCAGCAUUGUAACAAUUUGUCGGAGUCACUCAAGUGCAAGGACAAUGGGAGACCGGUGGUCCUCGGCUGCGAUUCUAACGGUCGGCAGUCGCUGCGCUUCCAAGCUUCUUGACCACUUCCAAUCAGUUCGUUGACGGCAUCCUGGUUCCUAAAAGUGAUACUCGUCUCCGCAUUUUCUCAGGAACUGCCAAUCCUUCUCUGUCUCAGGUCUCUGCUUCUUUAUACACGCAUGAGCCUCAUGCGUGUAUAAACAACGACGCGACACGGUGAUGCGUGUUUGUUUAUACACGCGAGAGAGAGACGCAUGUUUCAUAUUUAUACACGCGAGACGCGCUCGCGUCUUUCCCUUCAUUG